Messenger RNA from Linnemannia hyalina, 957 nucleotides. Lineage: Eukaryota; Fungi; Mortierellomycota; Mortierellomycetes; Mortierellales; Mortierellaceae. The record is from the annotation of a GenBank genome assembly.
AUGUACGGAGAAGAGGCAUCCAAGUUGGCGAGAGAGACCAAACGCACCAUUGACCAUUUUCCGCCAUACAAUGAUUCCCUUGUCCGGUCGAUCACACGCGAGAUUCGCCAUCUUCACGAGACCUGUCAAGCGCUGAUUCGGGAUUUCGAUAUUCAGAAGCAGCACGAGGAGCAGGAGGCUGAGACGAGGUUGAGGUUGCUCUAUGGCCAGCCUGAGGACGGUGCUCCUGGAGAGGGUGCGAGGAGGGGAGGAGGAGGAGAGGUAGAUCCGAAUUUUACAACGUUGGAGAUGUUGGAUGGUCCUAUUGGUGGUGCACCGUCAGCAUCCUAUUCUUCAACAACGACCGUUGUCCAACACCCACACCCACCAGUCCCCGGAUCAUCAUCAACAACAGGAACCACGACCGUCCUCCAACAAUCGACAUCCUCUUCCAUUGCACCAGCAGCCUCCCGCUCAACAAUAUCAACCCUCCCCCACCUCAGCCAACAAGCCCUCCAAUCCGCAAAAGAAGCUCGCCUCCUCCACCUAAAAACUAUCUUUUGGACAAAAUACCUCGUCCACCAAGUCCCUCUCCUACGCAACAAACGUAUCCUCAUGGCCUACCACGCUCAACGGGUCGAAAAAAUCAAGGACCUGGCCUGGGCGUACACUUCCCGACUCCCGGAUUCUCUCUCCCAGCUCCUCUCUCCCGAUGAACUGGUCUUCUUUCAGGAGUAUGAGAGGGGUUGCAGGAAUGAGUAUACGAGUUUGGAGGAAUUUGCGGAAUUGGAUUUGGGAUUGGGCAUGAUCCAGCCGCCAAAGGAGGUGUUUAUUACGGUGAGGGUCGUGAGGGAUUGUGGAGAUAUUGUGACGGAUUCAGGGGCAGUGUUGAGUUUGAGGAAGGAUUCCGAGCAUUUUGUGAAGCGCGGGGAUGUGGAGAGGUUGAUUACUCAGGGGUACCUUAAGCACGUUGCUUAG